UGUGUCCUCCACAAUUCUCUAUCGAUCUCCUCCUUUCUUAUUAGUUUUUUUUUUCCCCCUUCAUUCUUUGCAUUAAUGGCAGCCAACCAAAAUGCGAAAUUCACCGUUCCCUCCACUGACCUCGAGCAACAGUCGACGCUGGAGCUCGAGGCCAAGGAGUUUGACUAUUCCAAAAGAUCCCAAUGGCUACGGGCCGCCGUCUUAGGAGCCAACGACGGGUUGGUGUCGACAGCAUCAUUAAUGAUGGGUGUCGGAGCAGUGAAACAAGACAUAAAGGCCAUGAUACUUACUGGGUUUGCGGGUCUGGUUGCCGGGGCGUGUAGCAUGGCCAUCGGAGAGUUUGUGUCCGUGUACUCGCAGCUGGACAUAGAGUUGGCCCAGCUGAAAAGAGAGAAGCAAAGUGGGGAAGAGGAUGAAGAGGGCGGAGAGAAAGAGAGUUUGCCGAACCCGUUGCAAGCUGCGGCGGCAUCGGCUCUUGCGUUUUCAAUGGGUGCAAUUGUUCCGUUGCUGGCGGCGUCGUUUAUAAAGGAGUAUAAGGUGAGGGUGGGGAUGAUUGUGGGGACGGUGAGCUUGGCUUUGGCGUUUUUCGGGUGGCUGGGGGCUGUCUUGGGGAGGGCGCCAGUGUUGAAGUCAACUGCGAGGGUUUUUGUUGGAGGUUUGAUUGCUAUGGGAAUAACCUUUUGGUUAACCAAGCUGAUCGGCUCAAGUGCGCUCUAAUUAAUAUGAUCAUCAAACUUUGGUUAUAUGAUCUUCUUUUCCUCUCUCUUUUUUUCUAGCUUUUUCUUCCUCUUUGUAAUGGAUGGAAUAACAAGUGCGAUAUAUAGUUUUCUUUCCCUCUUGCA
Alnus glutinosa is the source of this 842-nucleotide messenger RNA. Its product is annotated as vacuolar iron transporter homolog 1-like. Lineage: Eukaryota; Viridiplantae; Streptophyta; Magnoliopsida; Fagales; Betulaceae. The record is from RefSeq and is a predicted model, not a curated record. Bases 76 to 717 code for a protein of 213 amino acids. Gene Ontology annotation, biological process: intracellular manganese ion homeostasis. The transcript has a single exon. Gene Ontology annotation, molecular function: iron ion transmembrane transporter activity; manganese ion transmembrane transporter activity. Gene Ontology annotation, cellular component: membrane.